Molecule: messenger RNA, 6687 nt
Organism: Nanorana parkeri
Lineage: Eukaryota; Metazoa; Chordata; Amphibia; Anura; Dicroglossidae
Gene: MAP4K4
Product: mitogen-activated protein kinase kinase kinase kinase 4
Exons: 33
Coding region: 386-4600 (1404 amino acids)
Biological process (GO): protein phosphorylation
Molecular function (GO): ATP binding; protein kinase activity
Source: RefSeq, a predicted model, not a curated record
UAGCUGUGCUGGCUGAGGAUUUUCUCUUCCCCACCCCCCUCUGUCUCCUCUUUGCAUGUCUGUGUGUCCGAGGGGAGGAAGAAAGGAAGAAAAGAGGGAGGGGAAGGAAGGAGAGAGCGAGCGAGCCUGGUUCACUGUGCUGGGAGCUGCCACCUCAACAUGGUGUGACUCGCCUGCUCGCAGCCAGUCCGCAGGAGAGACAAGGGGAAGAGUCGCACAAUAGGGACCGGGAGACGAAGAGGAGGGACUGCUGCACCCCAAUGAGGAGUUGGAGCCCUGCAAGCAGAGAGUGAGGGGGGAGAGGUUCUCGCCCUGCUGUGUCUGGAUCCAGAGAGGAGGGGAGUACACAGUCUGCCUGGGCUACUGAAGAAAACACAGGGCCACCAUGGCUAAUGACUCGCCUGCCAAAAGUCUGGUGGACAUAGACCUCUCCUCCUUGAGGGAUCCAGCAGGCAUCUUUGAAUUGGUGGAAGUGGUGGGCAAUGGCACCUAUGGACAAGUAUACAAGGGUCGACAUGUCAAAACAGGCCAACUUGCAGCUAUCAAAGUCAUGGACGUUACAGAGGAUGAAGAGGAGGAGAUUAAACUGGAAAUCAAUAUGCUGAAGAAAUAUUCCCAUCACAGAAAUAUAGCCACAUACUAUGGUGCUUUUAUCAAAAAGAGCCCUCCUGGGCAUGAUGACCAGCUAUGGCUUGUAAUGGAGUUUUGUGGUGCUGGCUCGAUCACUGACCUGGUGAAGAACACAAAGGGGAAUAGUCUGAAAGAAGACUGGAUUGCUUAUAUCUCUCGUGAAAUCUUGAGGGGUUUGGCACAUCUCCAUGCUCACCACGUGAUUCACAGAGAUAUUAAAGGACAGAAUGUGCUGCUAACAGAAAAUGCAGAGGUGAAGCUCGUGGAUUUUGGUGUCAGUGCACAGCUGGAUAGGACUGUCGGCCGAAGGAAUACAUUUAUUGGUACACCAUACUGGAUGGCUCCCGAAGUUAUAGCUUGCGAUGAGAACCCAGAUGCCACCUAUGAUUACAGGAGUGACCUUUGGUCCUGUGGUAUUACAGCUAUAGAGAUGGCAGAAGGGGCUCCUCCUCUUUGUGAUAUGCAUCCAAUGAGAGCGCUGUUCCUUAUUCCCAGAAAUCCUCCUCCUCGGCUAAAAUCUAAGAAGUGGUCAAAGAAGUUUUUUAGUUUCAUUGAAAGCUGUCUGGUAAAAAAUUACAUGCAGCGCCCUCCAACAGAACAGCUGUUAAAACAUCCAUUUAUAAGAGACCAGCCUAAUGAGCGACAAGUCCGUAUCCAGCUGAAAGACCACAUAGACAGGACCAGGAAGAAGAGAGGAGAGAAAGAUGAAACGGAGUAUGAAUACAGUGGAAGUGAAGAGGAGGAAGAGGAAGUGCCUGAGCAGGAAGGAGAGCCAAGCUCAAUAGUUAAUGUGCCUGGGGAGUCCACACUUAGACGUGAUUUCCUAAGACUACAGCAGGAGAACAAGGAGCGAUCUGAAGCCUUACGAAGGCAGCAGCUGCUGCAGGAGCAACAACUUCGAGAGCAGGAGGAGUACAAGAGGCAACUACUGGCAGAGAGACAGAAACGUAUAGAGCAGCAAAAAGAGCAAAGAAGGCGCCUUGAAGAGCAACAAAGAAGAGAACGAGAGGCAAGGAGGCAACAGGAGAGAGAGCAACGUAGGAGAGAGCAAGAAGAAAAGAAGAGAAUGGAGGAGAUAGAAAGGAGACGUAAAGAAGAAGAAGAACGUAGAAGAUCUGAGGAGGAGAAGAGACGAGUAGAAAGAGAACAGGAGUACAUCAGACGACAGCUGGAAGAGGAGCAAAGGCACUUAGAAAUCCUUCAACAGCAGCUGCUUCAGGAGCAGGCCAUGUUACUGGAAUACAGGUGGCGGGAGAUGGAGGAACACAGGCAAGCAGAAAGGCUUCAGCGUCAGCUGCAACAAGAACAGGCAUAUCUCAUGUCUUUACAGCAUGAUCACCGACCGCAACCACCACAGCUACAGCAGCAACCACAGCCUCAGCAGCCCCCUAUGCCACAGCAAGACCGGAGCAAGCAAAGUUACCAUGCCCCAGAGCCUAAAGCCCAUUAUGAGCAGGCCGAACGUGUGCGAGAGGCAGAAGAGCGCCUUAGGAAAACGAAUCAAGCCUCUCCUGAAGCACAGUCAAAGCAAACAGGGAGAGUGUUGGAGCCAUCAGUGCCUUCAAGAUCGGAGUCUUUUUCCAAUGGGAAUUCUGAGCCUGCUCAGCCUGCCAUGCAUAGGCCAGUGGAACCUCAGGUACAAUGGUCUCAUCUGGCAUCCCUCAAGAACAAUGUUUCCCCUGUCUCGCGAUCCCAUUCCUUCAGUGACCCUUCUCCCAAAUUUGCACCUCAUCAUCUACGUUCUCAGGAACCACACCCUUCCCCACGCAGUGAAGUUCUAAGUCAAACUUCUGACCCUAAGUCUGAGACUCCCGAGCCCAACCAAAGGGUUUGGGCUCGAUCAGACAGUGAAGAGGUGCCUCCAAGGGUGCCUGUAAGGACAACAUCAAGAUCACCUGUGUUGUCUCGAAGAGAUUCCCCUCUGCAGGGCAACGUGCAACAGAAUAACCAAUCUGGACAGAGGAAUUCCACGAGCAAUAUCGAGCCCAGGCUGCUUUGGGAGAGGGUAGAGAAGCUUGUUCCAAGACCAGGCAGUGGCAGUUCUUCAGGGUCAAGUAACUCUGGUUCCCAAGCAGGAUCACAUCCAGGAUCUCAGAGUGGAUCAGGAGAGCGCUUCCGUGUGAGAUCAUCAUCAAAAUCUGAAGGCUCACCAUCCCAACGUCCUGAGAAUACAACCAAAAAACCUGAUGAGAAGAAAGAUACUGGAAGACCGGGCAAGCCAGCUGGAGAAGUGGAUUUGACUGCUUUGGCAAAAGAACUUCGUGCUGUGGAAGAUGUACGACCUUUGCAUAAAGUAACAGACUAUUCUUCAUCCAGUGAAGAGUCUGGCACAACCGAUGAGGAGGAUGAUGACAUGGAACAAGAAGGAGCGGAUGAAUCAACCUCGGGUCCUGAGGAUGCCAGAGCGAUGUCCUCACUGAAUCUGAGUAAUGGAGAGACUGAAUCUGUAAAAACAAUGAUUGUCCAUGAUGACGUGGAGAGUGAACCUGCUAUGACGCCUUCCAAAGAAGGCACUUUAAUCGUCCGACAGAGUACAGUUGACAAAAAGCGUGCCAAUCAACUUGAGAGCAAUGGCUUUGCCGGGCGCAUUCACCUCUUGCCAGAUCUCUUACAGCAAAGCCAUUCCUCCUCCACCACUUCCUCCCCAUCAUCAAGUCAGCCGACACCUACCAUGUCCCCACAGACACCCCAGGACAAGUUAACUGCUAAUGAGACCCAGUCAGCAAGUAAUACCCUCCAGAAACAUAAAUCUUCCUCCUCCUUCACACCUUUUAUUGAUCCUCGGUUGCUACAGAUAUCUCCGUCCAGUGGUACAACUGUGACAUCAGUGGGUACUUACAUGCGCACACUGGAAGCUAACCUUAAAAAUACUAAUUUUAUUUUAGUGGGAUUUUCCAGUGAAGCGUUGAGGCCAGAUGCUAUGAGACAAGAUCCUACAAGGAAAGGAUCAGUUGUUAAUGUUAAUCCCACAAACACAAGGCCACAGAGUGAUACGCCCGAGAUUCGCAAAUACAAGAAGAGAUUUAACUCUGAAAUAUUAUGUGCUGCACUCUGGGGGGUUAACUUGCUGGUGGGUACUGAAAGUGGAUUGAUGCUGCUGGACAGGAGCGGUCAGGGAAAAGUGUACCCUCUCAUCAACAGAAGGAGAUUCCUGCAGAUGGACGUCCUUGAAGGCCUCAAUGUCUUGGUGACAAUAUCAGGAAAGAAGAAUAAACUGCGAGUGUACUACUUAUCAUGGCUGAGGAACAAGAUCCUUCAUAAUGACCCAGAGGUGGAGAAGAAGCAAGGGUGGACAACUGUAGGGGAUUUGGAGGGCUGUGUGCACUAUAAAGUUGUGAAAUAUGAGCGCAUCAAGUUUUUGGUAAUUGCUUUAAAGAGUUCAGUGGAAGUCUAUGCCUGGGCGCCAAAGCCAUAUCACAAGUUUAUGGCCUUUAAGUCAUUUGGAGAUUUGGUUCACAGGCCACUGUUGGUGGAUUUGACAGUUGAAGAAGGACAGAGGUUGAAAGUGAUCUAUGGUUCCUGUGCUGGGUUUCAUGCCGUUGAUGUGGACUCUGGAGCAGUCUAUGACAUCUAUCUACCAACACAUAUCCAGAGCAGUAUCCAGCCACAUGCUAUUAUCAUCCUACCAAAUGCAGAUGGCAUGGAAUUGCUGGUUUGUUAUGAAGAUGAAGGAGUUUAUGUCAAUACAUAUGGCAGGAUCACCAAAGAUGUGGUUCUACAAUGGGGAGAAAUGCCUACAUCAGUUGCAUAUAUUCGAUCUAAUCAGAUAAUGGGAUGGGGCGAGAAAGCCAUUGAAAUUCGAUCUGUAGAAACUGGCCACCUUGAUGGAGUAUUUAUGCAUAAAAGGGCGCAAAGGCUAAAAUUUCUGUGCGAAAGAAAUGAUAAGGUUAUAUAUGCUUCCGUUCGGUCCGGUGGAAGCAGUCAAGUGUAUUUCAUGACCCUCGGCAGGAGUUCUCUUCUGAGCUGGUAACGCAUGGAACUGCUGAUACCUCCCCUACAGUCUUCAUAAUCUCCGUAACUUGAAAUCAUUUACAACUGGAGUACAACCUGCGCACUGAUGUUAUAUUUGUUCAAGAUGGAGUUUGCAUUCAUUUAGAGGAUCUUUUUUUGUUUCUAACUUAGGGGAGAAGAUGACAGAACUUUUAUGCAGCUUGCAAGACAGCUGAGGCUGUAACUCCUGUGUCGGGUGCUGUAAACAUCUGAGAUUUGGCAGGAACAGCAAGCUUCUACUAACUUAGACACUUCCUGUGACUUAAAAUAACUUAUACAUGAGAAGUGCAGAAAUCAAACCACACUAAAAACACCCUGUUACCAUGAAAAAUGGAAUCGUUUCUAACACGAGAGGGCAGACCAGGAGAACGUAACAAGCCUUUGUGAUGACGCACAGUCAGGCUUACUAAUAUUUCAGUUAUUUAAUUUAGUGGGGUUUUUUGUUUUUUAUUUUGUUUAUGUUGAACCUGAUAAAGGAAAGUUCAUAUAAUAAAAUGUAUUUAUAAAAUGUGAAGGGCAGCAGCUAAUGUUUUUAUUUUUCACCUGCACAAAGUUUAGGGCCAAUGUUGUGCAUUGCUGAACUUUGCCUAAGUCCAUGCAAAACAUUAUCUUUGACUUUCUUGACUUGUAUAUCCCUACAGAAUGUGUCACAGUAUUAGCGCUGCCUCAUCCAUAGUUUUUUGGGUUUUUUAAAUAUUAUUUCCUAGAUAUCUGCAGUUAAUGUGCUCGCAGGGAAUCAACCUAAACUUGUACUGUAGAAAGGGAACAAAACAGGGUUGCGGACUUGGAUGUUACAGGCAAAUUCCAAUCGGCUUUUUAUUUCUCCUACCUCAUUUUGGGCGAUGCACAAACCCCUUUGGUGCCAUGACACCUGCAGCAUCUUUGCAGACAUCCUGGACACUCAAGGGCUUGACAAAGAGGUUGUCUCAUUUAUCUUUAUAACGUUAAUGGCGUAUAACGUGAAUGUGUAAUAUAAUACCAAAUUUGUGCCAGAUUAAUCUCUUUGGCUGAGUUCGUCCAAGCUGGCAGAAGUUGGCACGAUGGCACAAAUUGCUCCACGGCAGUGACAAACACUGAUUAGGUCCAUUUGGCUUUCAUACCGAUUUUUUUUCUUUUCUUCCAGUUUCAAGUCACUCUCCGUUUUCACAUGUAUGUGUUUGAUCUGAGACAGUAAGGUUUCACUCUGUGAAAUGCAGAUUUAGCAUCAUGGGAGGUUGAUGUUUUAGGCUAGUUCUCUGAAUUGUAAAAUGUAGGACAGUAGGAGGGCACGGGAGGGGCGGGCUUGUUCAUGAAGGGGAGCGACAUAUUCCUUUUGUAAGAAUGCAAUGCACUAAAACAAUUCUACGAAUGUAGUUAAUAAUGAUUAUUCAUAACUGACAUACCGUUGCUGUGUUUAGAUGUAAGAUUCCCAGUUCAGAAUUUUUUAAUGAAAAUAUUAAAGUCAGCUUUAUUUUCUGAGCAUUUUGACAUUUGUAAUAAAUGUCUGGACAGGAAUAACUUGUUCAGUGGCUACCCAUUCUUUACUCAAGGUUCCUGGAGUGUACAGUCGUGGUUGAUGUAGCAAUGCACAGUGUCAUUAUCAUUCAACCCCUUUUGAAGACUUUCUUUCUGGUAUGGGGUACAUUGUUGACAGCUGCCUUAAGCUGUUCAUUUGUGAACAGUUUCUCUUUCUAAUAUAGACUACUCUUCCUUUGUUUCUGCCAUUGUAUGAAACAUUUUGUUCCUUUUUUUACUUUUGCUCUUGAGUGCGCAGUCUGGCGAACAAGUCAGCUAGCACUCAUGCUGGUUCUGACUUACGAAAUGGUAUCAGCAUGAGCUGAUGUGAAGUAAAGACUGGGCAGAUGAAAGAGAACCUUUCCUAGUUGAAUAGUUCUCACAGUGUGAGCACUACUCUGCAGCCACCCCUUACAGACAUACUACUUUCCAUGACAUGGAAGCCUUAUAACUAAUGGCAGAAAUGUAUGUUUGGAAUUUGUAUUUGUUUUUUUUUCCUUUCCCAGUAGCACUGAAAAGCGAUGGUAAUGUGUACAUUUAGUUCCAUUUCUGUUGUAAAGGGCAGUGGACAUA